Thermothielavioides terrestris NRRL 8126 is the source of this 453-nucleotide messenger RNA. RefSeq lists its product as uncharacterized. NCBI's taxonomy places the organism in Eukaryota, Fungi, Ascomycota, Sordariomycetes, Sordariales, Chaetomiaceae. The annotation marks the transcript as partial. The transcript is spliced from 2 exons. The record is from RefSeq and is a predicted model, not a curated record.
AUGGAACCUUCCCUCUGGCCCUUCCUACUGGUCAGUCAUCCCCUGACGAUCCUGGCAGAGAAGCCUGAGCAGGGCACCAUCAGCUGGCACCGAGUCGCGUCCCACCUUCCCGGGCGGACCAACAAGGACUGUCGCAAGCGAUGGCACUUCACGUUGGCCAACACCAUCCGGAAGGGCACCUGGAUGCGUGACGAAGACGAGCGGCUGGUAAAGGCUGUCGAGGUCUACGGCACGCGGUGGAGCAAGGUCGCUCAGGCUGUCGGCACUCGCAACGGCGACCAGUGCUCGAAGCGGUGGUACGACUGUCUCGAUCCACGCAUCGACAGGAGUCCAUGGACGCCAGAGGAGGACGAGAAACUAGUCACCCUCGUGGCCUGCCACGGCCGCAACUGGAGCGACAUCGUUCAGCGGCACUUUCCCAAUCGCCCACCCAUCUCCGCAAAGAACAGGUAC